UAGGUUACUUCCCGGUGGCAGCGUGUGUACAGAGAACGUUUGAGGCUAGUUUGGUCUGUUGGAAAUUUCUGCACUUGUAACGAUUUGCCUUUGUAUUUUUUCGUCGACAUGGUGAAGUUGUCGGCAGAGUUAAUUGAGCUGGCUGCUCAAUACACGAAUCCAGUCAGAGACAGAGAACUUGAUCUCCGAGGUUACAAGAUUCCCGUUUUGGAGAACCUCGGGGCAACUUUGGACCAGUUUGAUACCAUUGACUUUUCCGAUAAUGAAAUUAGAAAACUGGAUGGAUUUCCUUUGCUCCGAAGACUGAAAACAUUACUCAUGAACAACAAUCGGAUAUGCCGGAUUGGAGAAAAUCUUGAGCAGUCCUUGCCAAAUCUUAAGGAACUGAUUCUUACAAGUAAUAACAUCCAAGAAUUGGGUGAUCUGGAUCCUCUUGCUUCUGUAAAGACCUUAUCUCUCCUCAGUCUUUUAAGGAAUCCAGUAACCAACAAGAAGCAUUACAGGCUAUAUGUCAUCAACAAACUUCCACAAAUACGUGUUCUGGACUUCCAGAAGGUGAAAUUGAAGGAACGUCAGGAGGCUGAGAAAAUGUUCAAAGGCAAGCGAGGUGCUCAGCUUGCAAAGGAUAUUGCCAAGCGCACAAAAACGUUCACUCCGGGAGCUGGUCUGCAGGCUGACAAGAAAAAAACAGGGCCUAGCACCGCAGACAUGGAAGCCAUCAAGAAUGCCAUAGCAAAUGCCACGUCACUGGCUGAGGUAGAGAGGCUGAAGGGACUACUGCAGUCUGGCCAGAUCCCUGGACGGGAAGGCAGACAAGGUGCCCAAAGCAUGGUGGAGGAAGAGGAGGAGGAGGAGGAGGAGGAAGACCAGCUGGAAAGGGUGCUCCAUGCGGAGUCUGAAGCAAUGUACGAGGCUACUGGCGGGGAUGAAAUGGAAGGUGUCGGAGAACAGGGAAACGGAGAGGAACAAGACGAGGACAACGAGAUGGAUGAAGAUAUGCAUGUUAAUGGAUCAUAGCUCAGUUUGUGUUGUGUAUAAUGAUUUCAAGUCUGUGUUGCACUUCCUUUGAGGUGUAUGUGUGGAGUACUUUUUUCUUUUUUUUUACCACAUUAAAGUUGUUUUUAAGAAAACUA
Molecule: messenger RNA, 1133 nt
Organism: Electrophorus electricus (electric eel)
Lineage: Eukaryota; Metazoa; Chordata; Actinopteri; Gymnotiformes; Gymnotidae
Gene: snrpa1
Product: small nuclear ribonucleoprotein polypeptide A'
Biological process (GO): mRNA splicing, via spliceosome
Cellular component (GO): U2 snRNP
Molecular function (GO): protein binding; U2 snRNA binding
Source: RefSeq, a predicted model, not a curated record